Molecule: messenger RNA, 4613 nt
Organism: Chanos chanos (milkfish)
Lineage: Eukaryota; Metazoa; Chordata; Actinopteri; Gonorynchiformes; Chanidae
Gene: ptprk
Product: protein tyrosine phosphatase receptor type K
Exons: 33
Coding region: 88-4458 (1456 amino acids)
Biological process (GO): protein dephosphorylation
Cellular component (GO): membrane
Molecular function (GO): protein binding; protein tyrosine phosphatase activity
Source: RefSeq, a predicted model, not a curated record
GGGAGAAUGGGGCGCAUGGAUCGGCAGGAUUAACCAAGAUUUCCUGAAAACAUUACUGAAACUUUUGUAAACUCUGCCUAACAAAACAUGGAUAUGUUCGUUCUUGGUUUAUUGCUGUUACACACAUCAGUUCACACGGUCGGGGCUCAGUUCACUGCCGGUGGCUGUACCUUUGACGACGGUCCAGCUCAGUGUGACUACCAGCAGGAUCCUUACGAUGACUUUGACUGGACUCAUGUCAGUGCACAAGAAGUGCCCUAUCUAUCAUCAGAUCUGCCUCAAGGGUCUUACAUGAUGGUGGACACCUCUCAGCAUGAUGCUGGGGAGAAAGCUCGUCUCCAGCUGCCCGUCAUGAAAGAAAACGAUACUCACUGCAUCGACUUCAACUACUUACUGUACAGUCAGGAUGGGUCCAGCCCAGGAACCCUCAACAUCUUGGUGAAGGUGAACAAAGGCCCCCUGGCCAAUCCCAUUUGGAACGUCACAAGUCACACAGGGAAAGACUGGCUGAGGGCGGAGCUAGCAGUCAGCACCUUCUGGCCCAAUGAAUAUCAGGUCAUCUUUGAGGCGGAGGUGUCGGGCGGGAAGUCGGGUUUCAUUGCGAUUGAUGACAUCCAGGUUCUGAGCUACCCGUGCGAUAAAUCCCCUCAUUUUCUGCGUCUGGGUGAUGUGGAGGUGAACGCCGGCCAGAAUGCCACGUUUCAGUGCAUCGCCACUGUCCGUGAUGCCGUCAAUAACAAACUGUGGCUUCAGAGGAGGAAUGGAGAAGAUAUACCAGUGGCUGAGACAAAAUAUAUUAAUCAUAGGAGGUUUGCAGCUUCAUUUAGGCUAAAGGAAGUGACCAAUCAGGACCAAGAUCUGUACCGAUGUGUCACUCAGUCAGAAAGAGGCUCUGGGGUGUCCAAUUUUGCUGCCCUCAUUGUCAGAGAACCCCCUCGGCCCAUUGCUCCACCUCAGUUGCUUGGCGUUGGCCCGACAUACCUUCUGAUCCAGCUCAAUGCAAACUCCAUAUUCGGAGACGGUCCCAUUAUUCUGAAAGAGGUGGAGUACCGUAUGACGUCUGGGAGCUGGACGGAGACCCACGCCGUCAACUCCCCCAACUACAAACUGUGGCACCUGGACCCAGACACCGAGUACGAAAUACGAGUGCUACUGACCCGACCCGGAGAAGGGGGCACGGGCCAACCGGGGCCUGCUCUCAUCACCAGAACCAAAUGUGCCGAGCCGAUGAGAACGCCUAAGAGUCUGAAGAUAGCUGAGACUCAGGCCAGGUUUAUAGCUGUGGACUGGGAGUCUCUGGGUUACAACAUCACUCGCUGUCACACCUUCAACGUCACCAUCUGUUACCAUUACUACAACGCCAAUAACCAGAGCAAGGCCGACUGUCUGGACAUGGACCCCAAAGCCCCCCGCCACGUGGUGGGGAACCUGCCCCCCAACACCAACGUCAGCCUCAAGAUGAUUCUGACAAAUCCAGAGGGACGCAAGGAGAGUGACGAGACCAUCAUCCAGACAGAUGAGGAUGUGCCUGGCCCGGUGCCCAGUCAGUCUACGAAGGCCACACCAUUUGAAGAUAGGAUCCUCCUGUACUGGAGAGAACCACUGGAACCCAAUGGAAUCAUCACUCAAUAUGAGAUCAGCUACAGCAGCGUGCGUUCCUUUGACCCGUCCGUGCCUCUGUUGAGGCCACCACUGAUAGUAUCUCUGUCAAGCAACAGUUCUCACCACGUCUUCUCUCAGCUCCACCCUGGCACCACCUACCAGUUCACCAUCCGGGCCAGCACCAUCAAGGGCUUCGGACCCCCAACUACGCUCAACGUCACCACCAACAUCUCAGCCCCAACGCUGGAGGAGUAUGAUGGUUCAGAGGCGUUCCUGAAUGAAACAGCCACCACCAUCACAGUUCUCCUGAAGCCUGCUCAAGCUAAGGGUGCCCCAAUAAGUGCGUAUCAGAUUGUGGUGGAAGAGUUGAGCCCCCAUCGUACCCGUCGAGAGGUGGGUUCACUCGACUGCUACCAGGUCCCCGUGUCAUACCAGAGCGCCGCCAGCGGUGGGUCUCCGUAUUAUUUUGCUGCCGAGCUGCCACCAGGGAACCUUCCGGAACCUUCUCCGUUCACAGUGGGGGACAACAAAACCUACCACGGGUUUUGGAAUGCUCCACUGGCACCCAGGAAGAACUACAACAUCUACUUCCAGGCUGUUAGCAGUGUUGAAAAGGAAACCAAGACCCAAUGUCUGAGACUGGCAACUAAAGGUGCCACAGAAGAGCCUGAAGUGAUUCCAGAUCCAGCCAAUCAGACGGACCGUGUGGUUAAGAUCGCAGGGUUCAGCGCCGCUGUACUGGUUUUCAUCUUACUGGUCCUGAUCACCAUCCUCCUGGUUAAGAAGAGGAGGACCUACUAUUCUUACUCAUAUUACCUGAAACUGGCCAAGAAGCGCAAAGACGCCAUUGGAAACACACGUCAGGAGAUGACUCACAUGGUCAACGCCAUGGACCGCAGUUACGCCGAUCAGAGCACUCUCCACGCCGAAGACCCCAUGUCCGUCACGUUCAUGGACUCACACAACUUUAACAACAGGUUGCCUAACGAUCCUCUCGUUCCCACUGCGGUUCUAGUGCCAAUAACCGAUGAAAACCACACGGCCGCUGCGGAGUCCAGUCGUUUGCUGGACGUGCCGCGGUACCACUGUGAGGGAACAGAGUCACCCUACCAAACCGGCCAGCUCCACCCUGCCAUCCGCGUGGCAGACCUUCUCCAACACAUCAACCUUAUGAAAACUUCCGACAGCUACGGCUUCAAGGAGGAGUAUGAGAGUUUCUUUGAAGGCCAGUCUGCUUCCUGGGAUGUGGCGAAAAAGGAACAGAACAGAACCAAGAAUCGAUAUGGAAACAUCAUUGCAUAUGAUCAUUCUAGAGUAAUCCUGCAACCCAUGGAAGAUGAUGGCUCCUCUGACUACAUAAACGCCAACUACAUUGAUGGCUACCAAAGGCCAAGCCAUUAUAUUGCAACCCAAGGCCCCGUCCAUGAGACAGUUUAUGACUUCUGGCGAAUGAUCUGGCAGGAGCAGUCUGCGUGCAUCGUCAUGGUAACCAACCUGGUGGAGGUGGGACGGGUGAAAUGUUAUAAGUACUGGCCGGACGACGCUGAAGUGUACGGAGAUUUCAAAGUGACAUUUGUGGAGGUUGAGCCGCUUGCUGAGUAUGUGGUCAGGACCUUCACACUGGAGAGGAGAGGUUUUAAUGAGCUCCGAGAGGUGAAGCAGUUCCAUUUCACCGGCUGGCCUGAUCACGGUGUACCAUACCAUGCCACAGGCCUACUGUCCUUUAUCCGCCGGGUCAAAAUGUCCAAUCCACCCAGCGCUGGACCUAUUGUUGUCCACUGCAGUGCUGGAGCAGGUCGGACCGGCUGUUACAUCGUGAUUGACAUCAUGUUGGACAUGGCUGAGAGAGAGGGAGUGGUGGACAUUUACAACUGUGUCAAGGCACUUCGCUCCAGACGCAUCAACAUGGUCCAGACAGAGGAGCAGUAUAUUUUUAUUCAUGAUGCCAUCCUGGAGGCUUGUCUGUGUGGAGAGACGGCCAUUCCUGUCUGUGAGUUUAAGGCCGCCUACUACGACAUGAUCCGGAUCGACUCUCAGAGCAACUCCUCACACCUCAAAGAUGAAUUCCAGACACUGAACUCAGUAACGCCUCAGCCCCAGCCGGAGGACUGCAGUAUUGCUCUGUUACCCAGGAACCACGAGAAGAACCGAUUUAUGGACAUGCUCCCGCCCGACCGCUGCCUACCUUUCCUCAUCACAAUCGACGGCGAGAGCAGCAACUACAUCAAUGCCGCCCUCAUGGAUAGCUACAGACAACCUGCUGCAUUUAUCGUCACGCAGCAUCCUCUGCCCAACACCGUGAAGGACUUCUGGAGGCUGGUCUACGACUACGGCUGCACCUCCAUCGUCAUGCUCAACGAGAUCGACCUGGCACAGGGUUGUCCUCAGUACUGGCCAGAGGAGGGGACGCUCCGAUAUGGACCCGUCCAAGUGGAAUGUAUGUCUUGCUCCAUGGACUGUGAUGUCAUCAGCCGACUCUUCAGAAUAUGUAAUCUUACUAGACCUCAGGAGGGCUACCUGAUGGUCAGACAGUUUCAGUACCUGGGCUGGGCAGCCCAUAGAGAGGUCCCUGCCUCCAAGCGUUCCUUCCUGAAGCUCAUCCUACAGGUGGACAAAUGGCAGGAGGAGUGCGAGGAGGGAGAGGGGAGGACCAUUGUACACUGCCUGAAUGGAGGGGGUCGUUGUGGGGUGUUCUGUGCCAUCAGUAUUGUGUGUGAGAUGAUUAAAAGACAGAACGUGGUAGAUGUGUUUCAUGCCGUUAAGAGUCUACGAAACAGCAAACCCAAUAUGGUGGACAGUCCGGAGCAAUACCGAUUCUGCUACGACCUCGCUCUGGAGUACAUCGAGACAUCGUAAUGGAGGACCUGUGAGGGCAGUGGUUUAAAAUCGCAGCCCCCCCCCCCACCCCCCACCCCCAUGACUCCACUCUCUGUCGUCCUGGGCUGCUUGCUCAGCCACACAGAGAUGGUCUUUUUUCUUAGUUUGAACUGAAUCUCUCCCUGUACAGUAUA